Acanthamoeba castellanii str. Neff is the source of this 1074-nucleotide messenger RNA. RefSeq names its product Tubulin/FtsZ family, GTPase domain containing protein. The transcript has 7 exons. Gene Ontology annotation, cellular component: cytoplasm; microtubule. The annotation marks the transcript as partial. Gene Ontology annotation, biological process: mitotic cell cycle; microtubule cytoskeleton organization. Gene Ontology annotation, molecular function: GTP binding; structural constituent of cytoskeleton; protein binding. NCBI's taxonomy places the organism in Eukaryota, Discosea, Longamoebia, Acanthamoebidae. The record is from RefSeq and is a predicted model, not a curated record.
AUGGCGGAAGAAGAACUGGUGUCAGCGAAGCACGCGCUGGAGCUGCUUCCAGCGGAGGUGUGGUGGCACGUGUUGCAGCAGUUGGAGCCUGGACCGCUGGCGGAGGUGGUGCGGCUCGCCCUGGUGUGCCGCACCUUCUUCUGCGCCCUCGUCCUGGGCAGCGAGACUGCACUCGACACCAAGCCCCCGAGAGCUGCACCGCCCUUUGCGCCCCUGCGCGCUGCCGCCAUCGCCCACCAGUGGCGCCUCCUGUCUCGUCAGCGCUGGCAGCAGUCCGUGCGCAACGUUGGCCCCUUGGGUCCAUCGCCCCUCAUCCAAGUAGGCACCGGCACCAUUGGCGAGAGGCUGCUGGCGUCGUACCUGGAGCAGGUGGCGCUCGAGCACGACCUGCUGGUUCCCUCGGCUGCAGCAACGUCAGGACCCGGUGGUCUGACGCUCAACCACAAGAUACCGCCACGCGCGCUCUACGGUCUCGGCUCGCACUUCAGGGAGUCUGAUCCCGGCCGGUCCGAUCAGUCGGUGGUGGCCCGCGCGGUCUUCGCCGAUCUGGAGUACCUGGGCAUGGGGACCUCAAAGCAUCCCUCCAGCGUUCUGUUCGACCGAUCAAACUGCUUCCACACGACCGACCAUACACUACACGGCUACUGGUCACAAGGCCACUACUUGGAGGGUGCCGAGUCCCUCGACGAUGUGCUCGACCUGGUCAGGCGGGAGGCCGAGCGCGCCGACACGCUCCAAGCAUUCCAGCUCUUCCACGACGUUGCAGGUGCCUGCGGUGGCGGGUUCACGACCUUGCUCAUGUCCCGCCUGCGGGAGGAAUAUCCCGGCACUAUCAUGUCGACGCUGUCCGUGAUCCCCUAUGAGGAGAUGCCGGUUGCUCAAGGGCCAUAUAACAUAGUCCUCACUCUGGACCAGCUGAUCGAAUACGCGGAUCUGUGCUUCUAUGUCAGCGAAAAGGUCACGCACCCCCUGCGGUUCCCCGCGAGCCAGGGUACCUACGCGCCGAGUUCGCUGCGCAGCCUCGCUCACACCUUGGUGCCCUUUCCGCGGUUCCACCUGCUCUCGCUCAACAAC